Messenger RNA from Capra hircus (goat), 4086 nucleotides. It is a transcript of the gene CCDC191, whose product is annotated as coiled-coil domain containing 191. NCBI's taxonomy places the organism in Eukaryota, Metazoa, Chordata, Mammalia, Artiodactyla, Bovidae. Bases 90 to 2831 code for a protein of 913 amino acids. Gene Ontology annotation, molecular function: phosphatase binding. The transcript has 17 exons. The record is from RefSeq and is a predicted model, not a curated record.
AACUACAACUCCCACGGAGACUCGGAAGCAGCCUAGGCAAAGGAGCGGUUGUUUCAGCUUUGGCCUUAGUCCGUGCCUGAACCUGGAAAAUGUUGCUGGCGCCCCAAGACAGGUCCUCCUCCAGGAAGAGGCCGGGGCUGAAUCGCUGGAAACAGUUUACAAGGAAGCCGAGUCCCACCAAGCCUGUGUUUGACCCUGACAAUGUGGAACACUGGAUUAAGAGAGUGGAGAAAGCUUCAGAAUUUGCAGUUUCUCAAGUAUUUUCUGCUGGAAAUUCAAAUUUAUCCAGAAGGCUUUGGGGCCAACUUGUAGAUUUGGAAACACCUGAGCAAAUAGAAGAUCAUGAAGAAGUCUACGCAGAAGCUCAGGAAUUGGUCAAUGACUGGUUAGACACCAAACUUAAGCAAGAACUAGCAAGUGAUGGGGACAGUGAUGCUGAAGACACUGUGUCCAGUAUCCCUCCUGUGCCAGAAGCCAGUGGACAUUUGAAAUAUGACAAGUUUGAUGAUUUAUGUGGUUAUUUGGAGGAAGAAGAUGAAAGUACCACUGUUCAAAAAUUCAUAGACCAUCUGCUCCAUAAAGACGUGGUGGAUUCUGGGAUAUUGGAAGAUCUUAGAAUGAAUGAAAACCAAGACAAGAAGUGGCAGAAGGAUCCUCGUCUUACCAUGGAGAUGAGACAUAAGCAGGUAAAAGAAAAUCGCUUAAGACGUGAGAAAGAACUAGAGCUCCAGAGAAUUGAAAAGACCCUGAAAAAAUCGGCCUUCUUAGAGGCUCAGUAUCUGGUGCAAGAAGAGAAGAAAAGGAAGGCUCUAGAGGCCAAGAGAGAGGAGGAGGAGAUUCAAAGGGAGAUGGUAAAGCUGCGGAGGGAGAUAAUUGAGAGGCGACGCACAGUGGAAGAAGCAUGGAAAAUAGAGAAGAAGAAGCAAGAAAAUUCUCCAAAAAUUCCAGAGAAAGGCACGUUUCAAAGUGUUCUUAUUCUUCCGGAUGAAGAAAAAAUGGCAAAAGAAAGAAAGAAGAAGCUAAAAGAGUUAUUAAUUCAAACUUUCAAGGAAAAUCACCAGUGUCAAAAACGGUAUUUCUCUGCCUGGCACAAGCUGAUUCUUGAUCAUAGGAUUAAGCUGGGGAAAGCUGGGACCCUGUCCGACUGGAAGUUGCAACUGAAGGUCCUGCGGGCCUGGAGAGACUACACAAGAUCCCAGAAGUUGGGGCGGGAGACUCAAGCUAUAGAAAAUUACCUUAGAGAAGAAAACAGAAAACAACAGCUGGCCACUGAGUAUAACCGGAAACAAGUUCUCCAACACCAUUUUACAGAAUGGCAGCGUUGGCAUCGUGCAGAGAUCCUAAAGAGAGAACUGGCCGUAACAAAGGAGGAAACCAGGAAGAAAAUGAAUGAGCUGCUGGAGGCAGCAUCACUAGGGAAACUCAGCGCAAACGUGUCAUCAAGCAUCAGUCUGCUUGAGGAGGCAACGGCUAUGGAGGAUCCACCUAGAAAUGGACAGGUGCCUGCUGUCCCUGCUUUGUGGGAAAAGCCUCCCUCUGGGAGCAGUGGUUGUCUGCCCAGCUGCCACCUCGGAAGACCAACAAAGAGCAUCCUCCAGGUUCCCCUCCAAAAGGCCCCUCCGGAUACGUCUGACAGUAAGCCACACAAGGGCCCAGGUGAUGAGCCCUCCCAGCAGCCUGGUAACAAAAAGAAGUUCAGAACCAGCAGCCGGAAAGCAGAACCUGUUUGCAUGGGUCAUUUCCACAACCGCCAUAUCUUCCAGCAGCAGCUGAUUGAAAAGCAGAAGAAGAAACUUCAGGAGCAGCAGAAAACAAUUCUGGAGCUGAAGGAAAACCAGCGGCUGGCAGAGGUUCGGUGGGCAGCUGGGCGUACGCACCCACAGAGCUGCCAGCUGUCAGACCCGGGAGAAGAUGAAUGGGAACGAACCUGCCAGGUGCUUCCAAAUUCACCUGUUGCUUGCCCUGGGACUGAAGGCAGUAGAAGUGAUUCCCGAAACUUUCUUUCUGGACCCAGAAGGAAUCCAAGGCAGUUGAUGGCUCCCCAUCCUAUACUGAAAGCCAUGGAAGAGAGAGCAGUUCAGCGAGCUGAACGUAGGCGGAUCUUGGCAGAGAAGAAGAAAAAACAAGAAGAGGAGAAAUUGGCCCAGUUAAAGGCCCAAGAGGAGGAGCAUCAGAAGAGGGAAGCAGAAGAAAAGGAGGCUCAGCUUGAGAAAAAAAGAGAAGAGAAGAGACUGAAGAAAAUGAAAGAACUAGAGAAGCAGAAGAGAAUUAAGAGGAACCAGCAGCUGGAAGCAAUAGCCAAAGAACACUAUGAAAGGGUAUUGCUAAGAAAUAAAGGUCUGGAGCCUUGGAAGAGGCUAAGAAUGCGAAGCAAGCAAAACCUCCAGGUGGCCAAAGAGCAUCACUCUUUGACCCUACAGAGGAAAUGCCUGCUGACCUGGUUCCAGUGGUGUCAGGAAAGCCUGGCUAAGAAGAUGGCCCAGGCUGAUCAAUUUUAUUCAGAAAUAUUGCUUAGGAGAGCUAUCCGGAGCUGGCUACAGCACCUGAUUGAUCUAGACGAAGAAGUAAGAAAACUGUGCGUACAUUUUCUUCAGAAGAAGAUUUUCAGGGCCUGGCGUGACAUGGUCAGGGAGGCCAGGGUCGAUUCUCAGAACAAGUACCAGAUUGCGGUGGAACACAGUGACAGGAGGAUUCUCUGGAUCACGUUUCAGACAUGGAAGAGGUUUGCAAAAUAUACAAAAGAGGAAAGAGAAAAAGAAGAGAGGCGAGAGCAGCUCCGUAGGAAGGUAGCUGAAAUUCUCCCAGAUUUCCAGAUGUUCACACUGCUGUGACUCGGCCGCACAGCACUCAGAUGCUCAGCCCUUGGGUAAGGAGCCUGUGGUGGACAGGGGGCCACAGCCCGCGCAGGCGCAGUGCAGUGCUUACAAUGGGAGUUUCGUCAGUCUGUGUGUGGGUUACCUCCACCGACCCACGUAUACGUGCAAACAUCUGGCUUAUGUUCUGUCCCAUACUUUUUGGAUCAAAGGAAUUAUUUUGUGAAUGUAUACUUCCUUCUUUGAUUUAUCUUGGAUUGCUAAUCAGUCCACUAAAGCAUUUAUCACAGCAGGACCAUCCAAAGGAACAGUCUUCGGCUCUGCUGUUCAGAUGUACCCUAUAUAUUUUUAGUAUCAUAAACUUUAUGAUGUUUGUUUCCCUAAGACUGUGCAGGGAAAUGUGUCCUUAUAGCUUACUGUGAAUUGCUGACCAAUGUAACUUUAACUCAAUAGAAAUUAAAAAUAGUGGGUACUUAGAAAAGGAGGGCCAGUCGUCUAGUCCCUCAGCGACAGCAACAGGCAUUCUGCCAGACCCUGUCCAUUUUGCCCACCUGAUGGAAAACUGUGGAUCAAAAGGUACUCCAGGAAGCCACUACAAAGGAUAGCAGCAUCUCCUGAUUUCAGAGAAACCAGGCCACCAAAGAUACUUCUCCUCAGUGCACUUUUAUAAUGUGAAGAGAAGUCCAAAAGCAAAGACUAUCAAAGGCCGUCCAGCAGUCUGUUAAAAUGUAGGCUCAUGCUUCCAGCUGCAAACUUGAAAUAACACAUUCAAUCUGUCUUCUAAUCCUCAGCUCAGCUUGAUCUAUGUAUCAAGCUUGUUGUUCAGUUGCCAAGUAGUGUCCAACUCUUUGCAACCCCCUGGACUGCAGCACCCCAGGCUUCCCUGUCCCUCACCAUCUCCCAAAGUUUGCCCAAGUUCAUGUCCAUUGAAUCAGUGAUGCCAUCCAACCAUCUCAUCCUCUGUCGCCCUCUUCUCCUUCUGUCUUUAGUCUUUCCCAGCAUCAGGGUACUUAUCUUGAAUUCAGAGAAUGUUUUAAUCUUUAAGGUGCUAAAGAAUGUAAAGACUGACACAACACUCCUGUGAACUGUCUGAAAGAGUUACCUGCUAGAAAAAAAAGUUUUCAUUACAAAGUACAUGCAUAUAACAACAAAUUCAGGCAAUAAAUGCAGACAGUAAAGUGAAGACAGUCUCUUGCAGCCCUGAGGUAACUACAACUAUUUGGUAAGCUUAAAAUUUGAGUUGGCAAUAAAAUUCUGUGUGUUGUUCAAUAAA